CAGGUUGACUCGUUGGAGUGCAUUUUCUGCAUUCUUAAUAGAUAGCUAGCAGGAAACGCCUUUAUAUAGCCCAGCUAGCGGGGUAGAAAGUAGCAAGGAGAGGGUAUAAAUGCCCAGCUCUUGCUUCCCUGAGCACAGAGCCAUCGUGGAACAGGUCACACAGCUCUGACCAUCCAAACACAACUUUGCCUGACGGAGGAUCUUACCCUGUCUCAGGUGAUGAGCCUGAAUUAAGCUCUCGUAUUUGUGGCUCACCAACAAUGGAAGAAAUGAGGAAGACUGACGGCCAGCAGGCCAGACGUAGGCAGAGGCCUGUAAAGACAGAGUGGAGUUCCAAUUGUGUCAUUUUCAACUAUUUCCAAGGAGACAUUGGCAGCGUAGUGGAUGAGCACUUCGCCAGAGCUCUGAGCAAUAUCAGGAGUCCCCAGAGACUGAUAACCUCAAGCAUGAAUGAAGAUGUGAUCCUAAGGAAUGAUGGUGACAUGCCUCCAUAUAAGUGGCGUUUCCCUUCAUGGACAAAUUCACAGCCAGAAGGGUUUCUUGCAAAUGACGUCGGCAACUAUAGCUCGGAUGUGUCUGUUCCUGUGGCUGUGGAUCAGCACCCACUGACCCUGACUGGGACCACUUCUGCUCAGCCCACGGAGCUGUGGCAUUUUGCCCCCACCGCCAGCUCCAGCCGUCCAGAGGCUGGUUACUCUAAUGCUGUCUCCACUGGGUGCUUGGUUCCAGAGCGCCAGUCUGAUGGGAAAUAUAAGAAAACAAAUGUGCACCGCAAUCGUGGAUCUGCCAAUACCAGCCAGGCAAAUGAAAGAAACCAGUCUCCAGAGAGAAGAAAGGAUAUGUUCUAACAUUGAACCUUGGUUUGAAGAGAAGAAUUCUUUUUACCAAACAGGAUUUAGUGUUCUUUUCUGUUUCUGCUACUAAAGAAUAAUGAGCGAAUUUAUAAUCUCCCUUAAAAAUAUGCGCUUGUCUGCCUUAGCACCCUACAGCAGAGGGUUUCUAACUCACAAGUGAAUUCCCAGCAUAUGAAGUAAAGGAGGUGUUCUUGAGUGGGGAGCAUAGAGGGUCUUCUAUUUGUAUGUCCCACUCCCCGGUAUAUCCACUGAACUGUAGCACUCUCACACUUCCAUGGUAGGGUAUGUAAAACCAAGGCUGAUCACAUGGUAUCUUCUGGUACUGCCACAUUUUUCUGAUACCAGAAAUGGCCUGAAGCUUUCCUGCCUUAACCAAAUGCUGGCUUGCUUCAUUCUUGCCUCUAAGAAAAGCAUUGUGAAAAUGGGGUGGACAAGACCACACAUCUUCAAAAUCUGGGAGAACAAAAAUCAGUCUGGUCCUGAUGUAUGACAUAGUUUCACUAGACAGUUUUGAUACCUCAAUUCUAAACAGAGGAUCCCAAAUGAAAUUGAGAAAUCUUAACUUAGAAAUUGAGCAAGCUGCUCUAUCCCAGGUUGAGCCUGGGGCAGGCGAGCAGGGCUUUUUCUGUUUCCUUAACAUUUCAUGGAAGUUUCUGUCUUGUUUUUCAUUUCAUGCAUAACAUUUGAUUGGACUUUCCUUCUUCUCUUGCUUUGAGAGUGAGGAAUCUAGCAUUCAAUUGCCAAUAGGCAUCUAAAUCAUAAUGGAGGCUUAUAGUCUCCCAGAUGGGCCCACUUGACUUCUAUAAACAUUACAAUGCUUCCAUUUGCCCUUUCACUUUCUGUUGGUUAGGGAACUGUUAGGAUCAUCCACAUUGCUACCCAAAAUGCCUUUCAUCAAGCCGGAGGAAAAAGGCCUGGGCAUAUUGGUCCAGAUAAAAUGACAAUUUGACAACCUCAUUCAUCUUUCAAAUCUAGGAGACAGCCUUUUGUCCAGUGUAAGCUCACUACUUACCCAUUAAAAAUUACAGCCACCUCUGCUUCUUCUCCAUCCACAUUCCACUCAUUACUGUGUAAUAAUGCAGAAAGCAAAUAAUACUAAAUCUGUUCUUUGCUGCAUGGCUCUUUAUUCUGAACCCUAAGUUCUUUCACAUUUGUUUUCUUAUUCAAAUUUUCCAACCACCCUGGGUUUGCAUUAUUACCUUCAUUUAAUGUGUGGUUCCUACAGGUUAGAGGUGUUAAAAGCCCUGCCCAAGAUCACAUAAUUAGUAGCCCAGACACCACUGAAACUUGGGCCUGUAUGCAAUGCUCUUUUCUCUCCUUCAUAAUAGUAUCACAGAUUAAGUCAGCUUGCCUUUAAAUAGUUUCCUCUCCCAUCUGCCACGUAAAUAAAGAUCACAACUUCAGCUUGAGUGGAUUGGUGAGCUUAGUAGCAAUUCCGUAAUUCUCUUUUCUCAAGAACAAUUUUUACAGUGUGCUACAUGUUUCCUAGAUUUAGUAAGAAGAAGAAAAAAAUCUUAGUAUAUUGUCCCUCAGUAUUAUUUAUCUUCAAAAGCAACAUUGCUUUUAGGUGAUGCUUUGGGGAUUUCAAGGUGGAGGCUCACUCUUGCGUUUGUGUUGUAUAAUUCUACAAGAGUGCGUCCAUCUAUGUUCAACAAAGAUUUGUCUCUGUUAGCAGAUGACAAAGGUCAUUGGAAGUGAACUCUUACUCUUCUGUGUAAGGAAAAACGAAGUGAUUCUGACAGGGAUGGCAUACGUAGUCUGGGUGAUCCAAUGAC
Molecule: messenger RNA, 2629 nt
Organism: Ochotona princeps (American pika)
Lineage: Eukaryota; Metazoa; Chordata; Mammalia; Lagomorpha; Ochotonidae
Gene: VGLL1
Product: vestigial like family member 1
Exons: 5
Coding region: 261-848 (195 amino acids)
Biological process (GO): regulation of transcription by RNA polymerase II
Cellular component (GO): nucleus
Source: RefSeq, a predicted model, not a curated record